Messenger RNA from Betta splendens (Siamese fighting fish), 5760 nucleotides. RefSeq names its product plexin D1 (gene plxnd1). Gene Ontology annotation, biological process: regulation of GTPase activity; semaphorin-plexin signaling pathway involved in axon guidance; endothelial cell migration. Gene Ontology annotation, cellular component: semaphorin receptor complex. NCBI's taxonomy places the organism in Eukaryota, Metazoa, Chordata, Actinopteri, Anabantiformes, Osphronemidae. Bases 794 to 4891 code for a protein of 1365 amino acids. Gene Ontology annotation, molecular function: protein binding; semaphorin receptor activity. The record is from RefSeq and is a predicted model, not a curated record. The transcript has 25 exons.
GCAAAAGAGGCUGUUGGAUAGAUGUGAAUGUCAAAAAGCGGAAAGGUGCGCGGAUGUGCCCAUCUGGUAGCACUUUCACGGUGCUUACCGGGCCGUAUGUGCCCAACAAGGAGCCCGAGGAUCUGCAGAACUAAUCCAAGAGCCGGGGAACCGGGGAGCACAGGAGGUGGGCCUGUGACCCGUCAUUAACCCCGUGAUGAGCGGAACCACGCAGGGGCGGGGACGCAUCGAGUGACCAGCGUGAAAGGAAAGAUAGUGGCUUAUUACAACUUCAUACGGCGAGAUGGCUUCUAAAUGAAUGCUUCACUCUAUUGGUGACACAGGACAGGAUACGUCGCCCUCACGGCUCAUGAGUUGGCAUCGCUGGUCUCAGGAAACUCAUGCACCCUUUGCUUUCUUCCAAUUCUCCAUCUGCGCAUCAGCUGCCGAUUAAACAGUAAUAAAACAUGACUCUGAACGAGUCUGAUCACGUGUGUUUGCUUGACGUUGUCCAAAAAUUACGCAUCAGCAAUUCGCCCGGAGCCAAUGGUCAGAAGUGAUCACCUGGUUGAAAAUCCCACCGAGUCCACUGGUGAGUGAGCGCCGUCCGCCUCGGGAGAGGCUGCUGAGCUGCGGAGGACAGAGGAGGCGGCGAGGGGAGGCACGACUCGCGGAUCGCGUCAUUCUGGGCUUAGGCGCUGAGCAGGAAACAGCCUUUCCUCUCGGAUUGUCGCAGUAGGAACAAACACUCAAUUUUGUCGUUGCUCAAUGCACCCCUCGGCACAGAACACGCGGAAGCCGGUCAGAAGGAAAAAUGCCUCCUUCGAUAGAGAUUGCUGUUCUGCUCCUCGGCGUCCUGGCUCUGGAGACGCGCUGGAGCGCCCGCGCGCUGCUCAUCCAACAGUCGUUCGCGUCUCCAAAUCAGACCAAUAACUUCGUGGUCGAUUCGGUGUCCGGAAAAGUCUACCUGGCCACCGUCAACGCCAUCUACCAGCUGAACGGAUCCCUGAGCGUGGAGGUGGAGAAGCGGACCGGACCGGUGGAGGACAACCUGUUGUGCCACGCGCCACAGCUGCCACAGGCUCCGUGCGAGCACCCCAAAGCCCUCACCGACAACUACAACAAGCUGCUGAAGCUGGACCGACAGCAGGGGGUCGUGGUGGCGUGCGGCUCCGUGUACCAGGGCUUCUGCGAGCUCAGGAAGAUGGACAAUAUCUCCGAAAUCGCGGUGGAGUUCCCUCCUCAGGGCGAGAAGACGGUCUUCCCCAGCAUGCUCAACAUCGCGGCGAACCACCCGAACGCGUCCACCGUGGGGCUCGUGUUCAGGAGCCACGGGGGAAACACCCGGCUGCUCGUCGCGGCCACGUACACGGGCGCCGGGACCCAGUUCUUCCCCAAGAACCACAGCAAAGAGGACCUGCGCUUUGAAAACACCCCGGAGAUCGCGAUCCGCUCGUUGAACAUCAACGAUCUGUCCCGACUCUUCACCUACGACAUUAACCCUUCGGAGGACAACGUGUUCAAGAUCAAGCAAGAGGUUAAAACCAAAAACAAGCUGAACUUCGUGCACGCUUUCAUCCAAAAGACUUAUUCGUAUAUUGCCUUUAAUAACGAUGCGAAAAUGGGCCACAAGGAGAGUCAGCCCAACAGCAUCCUCGCCAGGAUCUGUCUGGACACGGAGAACCCGCGGAGGAGCCCGCCCGGGCCGGACAGCAGGAAGCUGACCGAGUCCUUCAUCCAGAUGCCGCUGCAGUGUGGAUUCAACGGGAACAUCUACAACCGCCUGGUGUCCGUGUACCCGGCCGAGAUCCACGCAGGCGACGGGGGGAGCUCAGGGCACUACCUGUUCGGAGUGUUCGCCAAAGCGGACAGAAGCUCUGCGCUGUGCGCCUUCAAGUUUGGAGACAUCGAGGAGGAGAUCCGACAAGGCCGCAGGAACUGCUCCAACUCCCCCAGCAGCGACGUGCAGGUGCUGGACAGCGUGAUCCAGGGCUCCGGGGCCGCCUGCAUCCACAAAGGGAACCUGGUGCUGCAGCCCGAGCAGCUGGACUGCGGUGCGGCCCACCUGCAGCACCCCCUGGCGCUGCGCCGGCCCCUGAGGGCCACGCCCGUCUGCGAGUACCCGGGUCUGAGCUCCGUGUCUGUGGACAACGUGCACAACCACACCGUGGUCUUUCUGGGAACCAGUAAUGGACGACUCCGUAAGCUGACCCUGCUGACAAACAUGACCUUGGCCGGUCAGCAGACCCUGAAGCUGCCAGCGAGCGAGCCCGUCCACCACAUCAUGACCUUUGACCCCAGCGACAGGAACUUCCUCUACCUCAUGACCUCCCAUCAUAUGCUGAGGGUGAAAGUGGCCGAGUGCGACCAGUGGAGGAGCUGCAGCGAGUGUCUGGGAGCGGGCGACGCCCACUGUGGCUGGUGCACGCUGGAGAACAGAUGCAGCGUCCAGGACGAGUGCGCUGAGGGGCUGCGGGCUCGCUCCUGGAUCAGCCUGGGUGAAGGCCCCCUGCAGUGCCCGUCUAUGACCCUCACCCCCCCGGAGAUCAGCAUCUCUGCAGACAUCAAGGACGUGGGCAUCCUGAUAAACGGCAGCGUUCCCGACCUGGUGGGCUCCCGGGUGGAGUGUGAGUACGGGCCGGGCGUCUCCACCGCCGCCACCGUCCACCUGGACUACGGCUCGGCUCAGAUCCAGACCUGCCCCCUGCUCCCCCGUCACAGCUACCGGCCCAUCCUGCCCGGCGCAGAUCAUCUGAGUGUUUCACUGGCAAUAAAAGUGAACGGCACGUCUGUGGUUUCUGGGAGCUUCGUCAUCUACGACUGCGAGAGGACGGGAGCGAUUCACCCCAAGACGGCCACCAGCGAGCGGGAGCUGCCCGUCACGGUGCAAGUGGGAAACUUUCAUCACACCAUCGCCAAGGUGCAGCUGGGCGGCAGCGAGCUGGCCAUCGUGGUGUCCAUUGUGGUGUGCUGUGUGCUGCUGCUGCUGUGCACCGUGGCUCUGGUUGUGUACUGCACAAAGAGUCGAAGGGCGGAACGCUACUGGCAGAAAACCCUUCUCCAAAUGGAGGAAAUGGAGUCUCAGAUCAGAGAGGAGAUCCGCAAAGGCUUUGCAGAGCUGCAGACAGACAUGACGGACCUGACCAAGGAGCUGAACCGCAGCCAGGGCAUCCCCUUCCUGGAGUACAAGCAGUUCGUGACGCGCACCUUCUUCCCCAAGAUGUGCUCCGAUUACGAGAAGAGCCUGGUGCAGCCCGUCUAUGAGAACCACGCCCUGGGCCCGCGGGCUCUGCCGGAGACCCACCCGCUGCUGCAGGACUGGCAGGCCACCGACAGCACGCGGCCCAACGUGGAGGAGGGCAUCACCUUGUUCUCCACUCUGCUCAGCAACAAGCACUUCCUCAUCACCUUCGUUCACGCCCUGGAGCAGCAGAAGGACUUCGCUGUGCGAGACAGAUGCAGCCUGGCAUCUCUGCUCACCAUCGCCCUCCAUGGCAAACUGGAGUACUACACCAGCAUCAUGAAAGAUCUGCUGGUGGAUCUAAUUGACGCCUCGGCGUCCAAGAACCCGAAGCUGAUGCUGCGCCGCACGGAGUCUGUGGUGGAAAAGAUGCUGACCAACUGGAUGUCCAUCUGCAUGUACAGCUACCUCAAGGAAACGGUGGGCGAGCCCUUCUUCCUGCUGCUGUGUGCCAUCAAGCAGCAGAUCAACAAGGGCUCCAUAGACGCCAUCACGGGGAAGGCCCGCUACACCCUCAACGAGGAGUGGCUUCUGCGCGAGAACAUCGAGGCCAAGCCUCAGAACAUCAACGUGUCCUUCCAGGGCUGUGGCAUGGACUCGCUCUCUGUCAGGGUCAUGAACACAGACACCAUCUGCCAGGUGAAAGAAAAAAUCAUAGAGGCCUUUUAUAAAAACCUGCCGUUCUCGCAGUGGCCGCGGGCCGAGGACGUGGACCUGGAGUGGUUUGACUCCGGUAGCAACAGCAAACUGCUGCAGGACCUGGACAAUUCAUCAGUGAUGGAAGACGGCCGCAAGAAACUCAACACGGUCUUUCAUUACCUGGUCCCUGAGGGGGCGUCGCUGGCCAUGAGCAUGAAAGACAGGAAGGAGAACAGCCUGGGGAGAGUCAAAGAUCUGGACACGGAGAAAUACGUGCACUUGGUUUUACCUCAUGAUGAGCUAAUGGAGACAAAUAGAACGCACAGACAGAGCCACCGGAAAAAGGUUCUGCCAGAAAUCUACCUGACCCGCUUGUUGUCUACUAAGGGAACUCUUCAGAAGUUCUUGGAUGACCUCUUUCAAGCCAUCCUCAGCAUCCCUCCAGACUGCCCCCCACUGGCUGUCAAAUACUUCUUCGACUUCCUGGAGGAGCAGGCUGACAAACGGGGCAUCACGGACCCGGACACGCUGCACAUCUGGAAAACCAACAGUUUACCUCUGCGAUUCUGGGUGAACAUCCUGAAGAACCCUCAGUUUGUGUUUGACAUUGAUAAGACGGAUCACAUGGACGCCUGUCUGUCCGUCAUCGCUCAGGCUUUCAUAGAUGCCUGCUCCAUUUCUGACCUGCAGCUCGGCAAGGACUCUCCUACCAACAAGCUGCUGUAUGCAAAGGAGAUCCCGGAGUAUAAGAAGAGAGUGCAGUGCUACUACCGGCAGAUACAGGAAAUGCCUCCUCUGAGUGAGCAGGAGAUGAAUGCUCAUCUGGCUGAGGAGUCAAGAAAAUACCGAAAUGAAUUCAACACCACCCUGGCCUUGACAGAAAUCUACAAAUAUGCCAAAAGAUACAGAAACCAGGUGGUGAACGCUCUGGAGUCCAACCCCACUGCACGGCGCACUCAGCUGCACCAUAAGUUCGAGCAGGUCAUUGCCCUCGUGGAGGACAACAUCUAUGAGUGCUGCAGCGAAGCCUGAAUCUGCCAUUGUCUCCUGCUACUAGUCGCCUCUUUCUCCUGCUGACAGCUGCCUUUCUCCCAUCUACAUGGUUUCUUGGGAAUGUCAGCCACUAAGGAGUUAGCCUUCUUAAGUGUCAUUACUAUUUGCAGACUACGAGCGUAAAAAGUGGCAAAGCAAAGGACCUAAACCUGCCUCUGAAGCUUUAUCCAUCGUGGUGGGUUCCUGCUCUCAGCUGGAAAUGCCAAGACAUUUUUCCCAGAUCUUUCCUGGUGGCGUCAUAUGUGCUGCAGAGGGAAGAUGUAGGACAAUGGCGAUGUCUUUGCAGUUUUUGGGACCUACAGUAAGCCCUGGUGGCAAUCUUACCGCACUGAGCCCUUUGCUAAAGGGAACGAGCCAAUGAUGCACUGUACUGUAUUAUAAUGUCCAUAGCAAUAUUUAUAGAUGUGUAAUGAUGCUUUCAAGAGGCCUGUUCAUCAGGAUGAGUAGAAAGGACCGUGAUGCCCUCCUCUUAUGUCCUAAAGCCUGCAAUGUUCUCAGGUGUGAUUGCUGAAGAUGGGUGACUCGCUCCAUCAGCGGACUGAACAAUGUCCCAGUGUGCUUUGUGGGCUGAUGAUGGGUUGAGGAGGAGUAGAGAGAGAGGACAAUGAACGACCAGAUUUAUCAAAAUCAAAUGCAGUGUAGUUGCUGGGAAGAACUGCAUAACUAUAAAAGUGUGCUUGUAAAUGAAUGAAUACUAUGUUGGAUUGUGACCACUUUAAAAGAGGGAAAUUUACAUUUAUGGAAAAAAAUGUGAGCUCAACAUAAUCUGAAGAGAGACUGUAUUUGUGAUGCCAAAUGACUUGUCCGAGUUUGUGAAAUAAAUUACAGUAUUUAGGAUUUUAAAGCAA